Callithrix jacchus (white-tufted-ear marmoset) is the source of this 1504-nucleotide messenger RNA. NCBI's taxonomy places the organism in Eukaryota, Metazoa, Chordata, Mammalia, Primates, Cebidae. The record is from RefSeq and is a predicted model, not a curated record.
UCUGCAGUAAGCAGCUUUCACAGAGAUUCUCAAGUGUAGUGGCUCCAGCACUGGGUGGAGUGGGAUAGUCAAUGCCGUUCCCCAGGGUUCAGUUGUUCUGAGCCCCGCCCCCAGGUGGCCGGGCCGCCCACUCGGUUAGUCACGUGCUGGCGGCUAGCCAAUCAUCGGGGACGGGGCGGGGCGGUAGAGACGGAGAAAACGAAGAGUAAGACACAGUCCUGCAGACUUUCCAGCGGAUCUUCCGGUGGCCCCAUGUCGCGCAGCGGAACCGGUCCUGAGCAGCGCCAGCAGGCGUCAGAGGCGGACACCGCAGCAGCAACCUUCCGGGCAAGCGAUCAUCAGCAUAUCCGCUACAACCCGCUGCAGGAUGAGUGGGUGCUGGUGUCUGCUCACCGCAUGAAGCGGCCCUGGCAGGGUCAAGUGGAACCCCAGCUUCUGAAGACAGUGCCCCGCCAUGACCCCCUCAACCCUCUGUGUCCCGGGGCCACCCGAGCCAAUGGAGAGGUGAAUCCCCACUACAAUAGCACCUUCCUGUUUGACAACGACUUCCCAGCUCUGCAGCCUGAUGCCCCCAGUCCAGGACCCAGUGAUCAUCCCCUUUUCCAAGCAAAGGCUGCUCGAGGAGUCUGUAAGGUCAUGUGCUUCCACCCCUGGUCGGAUGUGACGCUGCCACUCAUGUCGGUCCCUGAGAUCCGGGCUGUUGUUGAUGCAUGGGCCUCAGUCACAGAGGAGCUGGGUGCCCAGUACCCUUGGGUGCAGAUCUUUGAAAACAAAGGCGCCAUGAUGGGCUGUUCCAACCCCCACCCCCACUGCCAGGUGUGGGCCAGCAGUUUCCUUCCAGAUAUUGCCCAGCGUGAGGAGCGAUCUCAGAAGGCCUAUAAGAGUCAGCAUGGAGAGCCCCUGCUACUGGAGUAUAGCCGCCAGGAGCUACUCAGGAAGGAACGUCUGGUCCUAACCAGUGAGCACUGGUUAGUGCUGGUCCCCUUCUGGGCAACGUGGCCCUACCAGACACUGCUGCUGCCCCGUCGGCAUGUGCGACGGCUACCUGAGCUGACCCCUGCAGAGCGUGAUGAUCUAGCCUCCAUCAUGAAGAAGCUCUUGACCAAGUAUGACAAUCUAUUUGAGACGUCCUUUCCCUACUCCAUGGGCUGGCAUGGUGAGGCUUUUCAAGUACCUUUAUCUAGCCCCAACACCAUUUCUGGGCUUCUGGGGCCUGGCUUAGUGAACUGCAAUCCCAAACGAGCAAGACUUGAAAUAGUUGCUGGGGGAAGUGGCCAGAGCAGAGAUGCUGGGACUGAGGUUGGAGCAGCAAACUUGGUGAAACUGUGUCUCCAGUGUGCUUUCUAAUUUCCUGCCAGCUCUUCUCAGGAGCUCCCACAGGAUCAGAGGCCAGGGCCAACUGGGAGCACUGGCAGCUGCACGCUCAUUACUACCCUCCGCUCCUGCGCUCUGCCACUGUCCGGAAAUUCAUGGUUGGCUACGAAAUGCUUGCUCAGGCUCAGAG